This is a messenger RNA of Sinocyclocheilus rhinocerous, 706 nucleotides long. It is a transcript of the gene surf2, whose product is annotated as surfeit 2. The record is from RefSeq and is a predicted model, not a curated record. Bases 175 to 684 code for a protein of 169 amino acids. Lineage: Eukaryota; Metazoa; Chordata; Actinopteri; Cypriniformes; Cyprinidae. The transcript has 5 exons.
UCGUGUUUAUAUAACGUCACGCUGCGCAGCAUGCGCACCAAAACAGAAGCGUUUAUCCUCUUAGUUUGAAGUUUAGUGUGUUUUUUCCCCCCAAGCGUUGUUGUGGUAAUAAUUACAAUAACAGGUUCCCCCUCAUAUAGACUUAGUUCGUUAAUAUUUAAUUUUUUUGCUGUUAUGGAGGAUUUCCCGGAAGAUUUGAGCUCAUUUCUACAGACGCAUCCUUGCUUUCAGCUCACAGACUCGAAGAAGAUCCGAUGCUCUCUGAACGCGCACGAGUUUCCCUGCAGCCUCGCCGAGCUGCAGCGCUUCACCGCGGGGAACAAAUACAAGAAACUGCGCGCUCAGGCCGAGUUUGACUACACUCAGUACGAGCCGCACAUAGUCCGCAGCACUAAACAGCCACACCCUGAAAGACAACCUAAGUUGUCUAAGCAAGAUCCGUGUCUCUCUGCAGCGUCUGUGUUCACCGUGAAGAAGACGGACGAUGAGCAGAACGUCAGUGAUGCUGAGGAAGAUGAUUUUCAGACCGAUGAUGAUGAAGAUGAAGAUGUGUCUGAAAUGGAAGUAGAAAACCAGAUGCAGAAACGCAAAAAGGUUCAGUCUGCUGGCUUUACUAAGAAGAUUAAGAAGAACAACAAGAAGAAGAAGGGUUUUAAACAUGUUGGCAAAGUCAAUGGAAAAUAAUAAAGUUUGUAACUCAUUGAAA